Messenger RNA from Rotaria sp. Silwood2, 1185 nucleotides. The record is from the annotation of a GenBank genome assembly. Lineage: Eukaryota; Metazoa; Rotifera; Eurotatoria; Philodinida; Philodinidae.
AUGUCAACUACUAGAACUUAUUCAUCAGAGAUUCUUUUUGAAUUACAAGAAGAUACUGAAUCUAUUCGUAAUAUAUGUAUAUUGGCUCAUGUUCGUCAUGGUAAAACAACAUUAGCUGAUGAUUUACUUGCUUCAAAUGGAAUUAUUUCGACACGUUUGGCUGGCAAGGCAAAAGCGGAACAAAUUCGAGGCAUUACAAUGAAAUCUAGUGCUGUUUCACUUGUUCAUCAAAAAGAUAAUAAAAAAUAUUUAAUCAAUCUUAUUGAUACUCCGGGACAUGUAGAUUUUUCAUCGGAAAUUUCUACUGCAGUUCAACUUUGUGAUGGUGCAAUAAUUCUUGUCGAUGUUGUCGAAGGACUUCGUUCACAAACUUUAGCAGCUCUUCGACAAGCUUGGCUUGAGCAUCUACGUAUUAUUCUUGUUUUUAAUAAAAUUGAUCGUUUAUUUGUUGAACUUAAAUGGAGUCCACGUGAAGCUUAUUUGCGUAUUCAUGGUGUUCUUAAACAUAUAAAUGAUGUUGUUGCAAAACAAUUUACAUCCUUAUUAUUAGAAAAAAGUGCUGAACAAGAAGUUAUGAAAAAGGCAAAUAAUGAUGAUGGUGAUGAUAAUUGGACAAAAAAUGAAUCUCAAAUAUAUUUUUCACCUGAUUAUAAUAAUGUUCUUUUUGCUAGUACAUUAGAUGGUUGGGCUUUUGGAAUUCAUCAUUUCGCAGAUUUAUAUGCAAAAAAAUUGUCAGUUAAACGAGAAAUAUUAAUGAAAACAUUAUGGGGUGAUUAUUAUUUUGAUGAAAAAACUAAACGUGUUUGUAAAGGUGCACAAAGUAAAGGACAAAAACCAAUGUUUGUUCAAUUUAUUCUUGAAAAUCUUUGGAGUGUUUAUGAAGCAAUUAUUAUUCGGCGUGAUAAUGAAAAACUUGAAAAAAUUGCAACAUCAAUUGGUGCUAAAUUAACUCCACGAGAUAUUCAACAUACUGAUACUUCUGUUCCAUUACAUCUUAUAUUUAAUCAAUGGUUACCUAUUGCUUCUGCUGUCUUUGAUAUGGUUGUUGUUCAACUUCCAAAUCCAAAAGCAUUAAAUAUAGAAAAAAUUGAACAAUUAAUGUGUAAUAAAAGUCGUCGAUUUGAUACAUUGUUAUCAGAAACUCAACAAUUAAAACAAGAUAAAUUUUUCAUUAUACUUUAUUAA